Molecule: messenger RNA, 1221 nt
Organism: Hyaloscypha bicolor E
Lineage: Eukaryota; Fungi; Ascomycota; Leotiomycetes; Helotiales; Hyaloscyphaceae
Product: inosine monophosphate dehydrogenase
Exons: 1
Coding region: 107-1156 (349 amino acids)
Molecular function (GO): nitronate monooxygenase activity
Source: RefSeq, a predicted model, not a curated record
UGCACCUUCCUCCAGAUUUUAGCAAAUAAUUACCUACAUUAUUGUUCAACCAAAUUUCCAGAUUGGUAAUCGAAAAAGAAUAAAUUUGAAAAUCAGACACACUACAAUGUCGACGUCUUUCCAAGAGCACUAUCCAUGGACCGGCCGUCCGCUAAUAGCCAGCGCUGCUAUGGGAGGCUAUGCUGGACCUGCUCUAGCAACCGCAGUUAGUCGAGCUGGAGGCAUUGGGUUUAUCGGAGCUCUAAGGGAUGUGGCAAUACUGGACCAGCAGCUUACUUCCGCAAAAGCCUCAUUGCAAAACGACGACCUCAAAGUUGCGAGUGAAUCGACGCUGCCUAUUGGUGUAGGAUUUCUGUUGUUCGCAACGCCGCUUGACGAUGCCUCUGUGGUGAUCGGUCGACACAAACCAGCCAUCAUAUGGCUUGCCUGUCCUGCUCAAGAGCAAGAUUUUGGGACCUGGAGUAAAGCCAUGAAGAAGGUAUCUCCGUCUUCUCGGAUCUGGAUCCAGGUUGCAAGUGUUUCUGUCGCGCUCCGCGUGGUUUCAACGUGUUCGCCGGAUGUUCUGGUCAUGCAGAGUUCCGACGCUGGAGGUCAUGGACCAUUCCCAGGAGCCGGGAUUGUGAGUCUUGUCCCGGAGACUCGGGAUGCGCUCAACAGAGGAGGUUUCUCAGAAAUUGGAGUCUUCGCUGCUGGAGGAAUGAGUGAUGGCCGAGGAGUGGCUGCCGCACUUGCCUGUGGUGCUGACGGAGUGGUGAUGGGGACUCUCUUUUUGGCUAGCAAGGAGGUUGAGCUUCCUGCCAAGGAGUUCCGUGAGGCCAUCCUAAAGACGAAUGAUGGCGGUAUUUCCACAGCUAGAUCAGCGGUGUUCGAUCAGCUGGCAGGGAAAAGCUUUUGGCCCUCGGAGUACGACGGAAGGGCAAUUGCCGGGGCGAGUUAUAAAGACUUCAGGAGUGGUGUUGGUAUUGAAGAAGUUCAGAACAGAUAUGCCAUUGCGGCAAAAGAAGCUCAUAAAGGCUUUGGUGAAGAAGUGAGAGCAGCAAUUUGGGCGGGAUCUGGCAUUGGACUUGUGACAGAGGUGAAAACAGCAGGCGAGAUUGUGACGGAGUGCAGAGAUUUGGCGAGACUGUGCCUUCAAAAGGCUAUCAAAUGCUUGUAACGUGGUUCUUAGCUGAGACUAUCAGCUCAAAUUCUCAAGAUGAGAAUAUGAAGGAUGAGAUCCCC